AAUUGGAUCGGUCGUCUCCAUUCUUUGUCACUAGCUCUCUUCCAUUCAUUCACCUGUUUUCUAAAGCAACCUCCAUUUCUUCUUUCUCCUCUUCUUUCAGGUAUGUUCUGCGCCCUUCUCCCUCGAAUCCUUUGCCGGGUCGGCCUGCUCCUCCCUGCCAAUUCUCUUCUCCUGGAUGCCCUGCUGUCACCGUAUGCGCGUUCCACCAUCCGGUUUUCCACUCCUCCCGAUUGCACAUCGUUCGACGUUGCGUCUGCUUAUGGCUUUUCCUUGCCUGCUCGUCGAUCAGAGAACCGUCGCUUCGAAGCCGCGCAAACUUCGACUGUAUGUUCUAUGGACGUGGCAACCUGCCCCAGCCUCCUGUUUCCCGCCCCUGCAAGAACAGUAUGCACACUCAAUCUUGCGCUGUGUCAAUUUUGUGUCUGUUCACUCGGCAUGUCAUGUGCUCAAUUUGACACUUCGGCACGCCGGUGACCUUCUUGCCGAAAGUGACUGUCGGACUGACGCCAGCACCGUACUCCCUGUUCCCGCCAUCUUCCACGCAGAGUUUUACUACUUUCUCAAAGACUAUCGAUCAAGGACUCGGCGAGCCUGGUGUGCGGGCUAGACUGUGCUUCUUUGUUUACUGCCGUCACUUGUAAUCUCGCC
Messenger RNA from Tilletiaria anomala UBC 951, 648 nucleotides. RefSeq lists its product as uncharacterized. The transcript has a single exon. Bases 103 to 474 code for a protein of 123 amino acids. NCBI's taxonomy places the organism in Eukaryota, Fungi, Basidiomycota, Exobasidiomycetes, Georgefischeriales, Tilletiariaceae. The record is from RefSeq and is a predicted model, not a curated record.